UGAUGCCAAAUUUUCUCUUUCCGGAGGGCACAUAAAUUUUGCAAUGCGUGUUGUCAGAUGCGAUUGUUUGUGCCCUGAUCAAUGUGCUGUGUAUCCUUAACUCUCGUGCCCCCUCUAGUCAAGAUAUUUUUGUUGGGCUACCCUUGAGAGAUUUCUGAUGUGUGCAUCAGCACUGGUUCAUCCUGAACAGCAGACGCCUGUUCCGUCAGUGACAUUUUCGGUCUCUGCUGCUGUGACGAUUGAGGUGAAACCGGGACACAUCUCUAGGACUAGAACAGUCUUGAUAGUUGCAGUUUUACUUCACCCCAAAAAACGGAACAGUUUUUCAAAUUAUUUGGUGACUACAAUAUAGAUAGAAGCAUCGCUUUUAAAUUACCGUUGUUAUGUUCAUUGGCCUUGUAAUAUGGACGUUAGUCAUCAGCUCGUUUGCCAUUUACCUGUUGAUUAAGAAUAGCUUUAUAGUCUUAGGCAAUGGAGUUUUAUAUGAUCGAAAAGUUUAAGUGCUUGCUGAAAGAUGGCCAUUGGCCUGUCAGCCCUGAAGGCAUUCUCAUAUCAUUGGAUGAUAGUGAAGAUUCCUUUGAUUCGGCAGCUGAAGAAGAAGAUGAAGAAUAUUUAAAUGGUAUUUUCUGCUCGCAUUCUUCUCUUAAAACUCAUAUACAUACCAAUGGAUGCCCUCAAGCACAUUUUAAACAAAUUUUAAUGAAAGAGAUGCAUGAACGUGAUAAAUAUGCUCAACAAUCAGCUCAAAAUGCUGCGGAACUGUUACAAGAAGAAGAAGAUGAAAAAUUGAAAGUUGAACGGAGAAAAGAAAGGAAAAGAAGGAAGAAAGAACGGAAAAAGGCUGAAAAAGAAGCCAACCACAGUGGCAAAAGUACUGAGAAUGGGGAUCUUAAAAAUGGAAACUUAAAUAAUAUUCAUGAGGGUAUUAAGAAUCAUGAUAAAAAUAAGAAGGAUACAAAUAGUACUCCUGAAGAUGACAGAAGUGAUCAAGAUGAUAAUGAUGGCUUCCUUGAUGUUAAUUCUGCCUUUGUUACCAAAGUUGUCAAACAUAAACUUAAAAGUAAUGGUAAUAAUAAUGUCCAUAGCAGAGGUAGUUCUACUAAUAUGUUGAACUCUGCUCAUUUUGUUAGCCCCACAAAGCAGUCUUCCAAUGGCACAAGAAUAGUUCCCAUUCCUGAGAAAAAUAUACAUCUAGGUGAACGGCUGGCUGUUGCUGGCUAUCAGUGUGCCAGCAAAGAAAAUUAUGAGCAGGCCAUUGAGCUGUUCACACGAGCUCUUCGCAAUGUUCCUAAUGAUCAUCGUUAUUGGGGCAACCGUAGUUUUUGUUAUUUCCAAAUUGGAGCUUAUCAACAAGCUCUUGAGGAUGCAGAAUGUGCUAUUCAACUAGCUCCCAACAGUCCGAAAGGACACUAUCGAAGGGCUGAGGCUCUGGCAGGACUAAAGGAUUUAGUCACUGCUGAAAAGUCAUUUGAAAAAGUUUUGGAGUUGGAUGUUGAAUGCAAAGAUGCUAUGGAUGAAUUGUUAAACAUACGCAUGUUACGCCUCACGGAAAUGGGAUUUAGUAGGAAACAAGCUUUUGCUGCUUUAAAAAAACAUACAACGCUAGAAGCUGCUGUAGAAGCAUUAAUGUGUAAUGAAAAUUUGAAUAUUGACCUUGAGGAAGAGGAAGAUGAAAAAAAUAUGGUGUAUCAGUCAGAUGAAGAUAUUAAUUGGGACAAUAUUGGUGUUGAUGAUCCUAUUGAUACUGACGGAAACAAUUCCUAUUAUCAGCAUAUCACACACACUCAAAACAUGCAAUAUAGUCAAAACUCAACCCAAGAUCCAGAUCACAAUAUUGAGGACGAUAUUGAUAAUAUAAACAGAAUAUCUAAAAAGCAAGCAGCAAUGGAUCCUUCUAACCCUAAUCGUUGUGUUUCAAUUUGGGUGGGCAACAUUGAAGACAGCAUUGCAGAGAAAACUUUGAAUGAUGAAUUUUCUAGAUUUGGAGAAAUUCUUAGUAUACGUAUGUUACCAUCAAGUCAUUGUGCAUUUAUCAAUUUCAAAGAUAGCAGAGCCCCUGGGCCUGCUAUGGCUGCCAUGCAGGGUAAAGAACUUGGGGGAAGUAAGUUAAUAAUUCGUUAUCCUAAUAAGACCAAAGAAGAGCAGCAUAUCCAUCAACAGAUGUUAUGUCAUCAGAAACGUUUGCAAUCUGUCAUAAGUGAUAGUGAAUUAGAUUCUGCUGGUGCAUCCGGAGGAUCGCCACAAUUACCAAUUGCAAAUACUAAAACAACUUUUGUACCAACUGCCAAAGGGACUCGUAUUAAAUUGAAAGGACCUGUCAAUGGUGAUGAAUGUUACUACUGGAGAACAACGGGCUGUGCUUUUGGUGAAAACUGCCGAAAUAAACACAUUAAAGAAAAUCGUGGUGUAGACCGUAAGCCAUGGCAUAAGUAAAUUAUUCAAAAGUAAUUUAUUCUUUGUCUAUGACUUGUCCAUGUACUGAUUGUAGCACUUUGUCUGGAUUUGUGUCCUGUUGAUGUUAUUGUGAUAAGAAGGCAUGAGUGCCAAGUUAAUGUAGUUACAUCUAAGCCUUAGAUGACUCAAUGUUGAUCUUAGAAUUUUAUUCUGCUUUGCUGGCAGUAAAAGAAAUCAAACCUCUUUUUUGACUUCAACACGUGAUAGUUUCAGUUCUAUGUGAGUGAAAAUCCCUUUCAGUUAUAACUUCAUAAAAACAGUAGGAAUUUUUAUUUUUUUUAAAUUAUAAGCAUUUGGCCUUUAUGUCCAGUAAGAAAUUGUUAAAAAAUGACCAUGUAUUAUCCUCAUAAUUUGAAUUUAUUCAUCAUAUUUGGAGAAAGAAAUUGGUAUGUUUAAUCUUGGGUGAGCAUGAAAGGAGGUGUUCAAAAUGACAAACUUAAGGGUAAUUUAUGAAUCAAUUACUUCAGGAUUGAUAGGCUUGACUUUUGUUUUGUGGAAAACAGACUUUAAACUUACCUCCUGAAAAAGUUCAGUUCUUCUUUUGGCUCCUUCUAUUUUUAAAUGAAGGACGUUGUUGACAACACUUAUUGGCUUCAGAGACUGAUGGAAAAUAAUCAAGUUUUGUUGUAGAGAAGCUCGUUUUUGCUAUUGUAAAACAGUCAUGCUUUCACGGUACUUAUGUUUGAGGAUCAGUCUACACUUCUCUAAAACUCUAUUACUGUUGAAACAUGAAACUUUUGUGUACUUGCCUUUCAAGGAACACUUCAUCUUUUUGGCCUAUCAGAUCUAGUAAUUGGUUUACAUAAUUGGUCACAAAGAAACAUUUUAGUCACAGGAACUUAGAUGCAGGUCUAAAUGAGCCUAUUACACUGUAUCUUUACAUUACAUUUUCCUAUAUUCUUAACGGUCCUGUUGUGUUUUCUUGUCCAUAUCGUAACAAAUGUCACAUUUCCUAUGAUAUACAUAAUAUGAUAGUCUGUUUGCUUAAAUGUUCCCACAUUCAUAUUUGUUGUUGUUUUGUUGUUGUUUUGAAUCAGAGCUUUUAUCAAUCAAUAUUUAUUAUCUAAUCUUAAUGAGAAUACAAAGUGCUACAUUAAAGGGCAUUUUUCUUUCAAUCGGUAGACUUGCAUCUGGUCCUAAGCUCAUAUUUUCUUUUGUUGCCCUGGUACAUACCGAAGUGUCUCAAUCUGGUCUGUGAUAUUUUUUGUACUACAUACUAUUGGAGCAUCCAAACAAUAAAUUGUAGUAUUUUAAGAGUCUGCAGUUGGAUGCCUUUAUCUUUGUAAUUCUUAAUGAGUAAAAACAAUCACAGAGUCAGAAUUAAAUUAAUCUCUAAUCUAUAUGAGAAACUUUUUAUAAGGUUUUUAGUACGACCCAAAAACUAGUAAUGUAUCAUUUUUCUCUCUUUUUUCUGACACCUGUCAAUUAUGUCUUAAGAUUGCUUCUCAAGUCUAUUUAAAUUGUUGUAAUAGACAAUUUGUCGUGGUCCAGGGGAAUGGUAUAAAGAGGAGACUGUUGCGAAGGAUAGGGACUUCACUAUCCUUCUAGCAAACUAGAGGUGCUUAUGUUUUCUUUGACAUACUCUUCUUGUAACUGGCUACCCUCAACAAAAUCUCUGCAGACAUGUCAGUCAGGCACACCUAUUAUAUCCUAUUGUCAUUCUCAAAAUUAGUUAUAAAAUUGUAGUUCUUACUAAUCUCAGUUUUUUUAAUGUGGUGGGUUGAACCCAUGGAGGUGUUUUCAAAAGGUGGAUGUGCUUUGUUCACCUACUAAUUUGUGUGAUAACUUUGUUAACCUAUUAUACCUUACUCUCUGUUCCUGUGCUGUCAUCUAUUUUACAGAAUAUUUAACGCUUAGGUCCUUUUGAAGAUGUACUAGCUUGCCUUGUACUAAGCAAGCAUUGGAAUGUAAAAAAGAACAAUAUUACGUAUUAGUCACAUCAUCUCAUGUUGUUGUUUUUUUUUGUCUCUUUUUCAAUAAAUUCCCCAAUUGAAACCA
Frankliniella occidentalis (western flower thrips) is the source of this 4452-nucleotide messenger RNA. RefSeq lists its product as uncharacterized. Lineage: Eukaryota; Metazoa; Arthropoda; Insecta; Thysanoptera; Thripidae. The record is from RefSeq and is a predicted model, not a curated record. Bases 472 to 2433 code for a protein of 653 amino acids. The transcript has 10 exons. Gene Ontology annotation, molecular function: protein binding; metal ion binding; RNA binding.